Messenger RNA from Monodelphis domestica (gray short-tailed opossum), 6969 nucleotides. Lineage: Eukaryota; Metazoa; Chordata; Mammalia; Didelphimorphia; Didelphidae. The record is from RefSeq and is a predicted model, not a curated record.
AGCAACCCCGCAGAGUAGAGCUGCAGCGGGAGGGGCUGAGGCAGAGAGGAAAGGGAGAACGGGAGACGAGGCUGAGGCUGGGGGGUUUUCUCUACAAAGCUCCAGAGCCAGCAGAGAGAGCUUCCCCAGCUCCUCUGCCUUCAUCAGCCUUUCUCCUCUUCCUUCUCCACAGAGCAUCAGGCCAAGAGCUUGAGCCCGUCCUGUUCCCCUGUCGUCUGUCUCUGCUGAGCUCCCCCAGCCUCUCCCCAAAGCGCCCCCACACCGCCGCCGCCACCACCACCGGUCAGCACCAUGGCGGAGACCAACAAUGAAUGCAGCAUCAAGGUGCUCUGUCGAUUCAGACCCCUGAACCAGUCGGAGAUUCUGCGGGGUGACAAAUUUAUCCCCCUUUUCCAAGGGGACGACAGCGUCAUUAUUGGGGGAAAGCCGUAUGUGUUUGAUCGAGUAUUCCCUCCGAACACCACACAGGAACAAGUUUAUCAUGCGUGUGCCAUGCAGAUUGUUAAAGAUGUUCUUGCUGGUUACAAUGGCACCAUUUUUGCUUAUGGACAGACAUCUUCAGGAAAGACACAUACUAUGGAGGGGAAGUUGCAUGACCCUCAGCUGAUGGGAAUCAUUCCUCGAAUUGCCCGUGACAUCUUCAAUCAUAUCUACUCCAUGGAUGAGAACCUUGAGUUCCACAUCAAGGUUUCUUACUUUGAGAUUUAUCUGGAUAAAAUUCGUGACCUGCUAGAUGUGACCAAGACAAACCUCUCUGUGCAUGAAGAUAAGAACCGGGUCCCGUUUGUCAAGGGUUGCACUGAGCGCUUUGUGUCUAGCCCAGAAGAAAUUCUAGAUGUGAUUGAUGAGGGGAAAUCAAACCGUCAUGUGGCAGUCACUAACAUGAAUGAGCACAGCUCCCGAAGCCACAGCAUUUUUCUCAUCAACAUUAAGCAGGAAAAUGUGGAGACUGAGCAAAAGCUCAGUGGGAAGCUCUAUCUAGUGGACCUGGCAGGAAGUGAGAAGGUCAGCAAAACAGGAGCAGAGGGAGCUGUGUUGGAUGAAGCAAAGAAUAUCAACAAAUCCUUAUCGGCAUUGGGGAAUGUGAUCUCUGCCCUGGCGGAAGGCACAAAAAGCUACGUUCCGUAUCGUGACAGCAAAAUGACUAGAAUCCUUCAGGACUCUUUGGGAGGGAACUGCCGGACAACAAUGUUUAUCUGCUGUUCUCCAUCCAGUUACAAUGAUGCUGAGACCAAAUCUACUCUUAUGUUUGGGCAAAGGGCAAAGACCAUCAAGAACACUGCUUCAGUGAAUCUGGAACUGACUGCUGAACAGUGGAAGAAGAAAUAUGAGAAAGAGAAGGAGAAGACGAAGGCACAGAAAGAGACUAUUGCCAAGCUGGAAGCUGAGCUAAGCCGGUGGCGAAAUGGGGAGAAUGUGCCCGAGACGGAGCGUCUGGGUGGGGAGGAAUCAACCCCUGGAGGGGAGCUUUGUGAGGAGACACCUGUGAACGACAACUCAUCCAUUGUGGUUCGAAUUGCACCUGAAGAAAGACAGAAAUAUGAAGAAGAGAUAAGACGUCUCUACAAGCAGCUAGAUGAUAAGGAUGAUGAAAUUAAUCAACAGAGUCAACUGAUGGAAAAACUUAAGCAACAAAUGUUGGACCAGGAAGAGCUGUUGGUGUCCACAAGAGGUGACAAUGAGAAGGUUCAGCAGGAGCUGAGUCAUCUGCAGUCGGAGAAUGAUGCAGCCAAGGAUGAAGUAAAGGAAGUGUUGCAGGCAUUAGAGGAAUUGGCAGUCAAUUAUGAUCAAAAAUCACAGGAAGUUGAGGAAAAGAGUCAGCAGAACCAGCUGCUGAUGGAUGAACUAUCCCAAAAGGUGGCUACCAUGCUGUCCCUGGAGUCUGAGCUGCAAAGGCUACAAGAAGUUAGUGGUCACCAGAGAAAGAGAAUUGCUGAGGUCUUGAAUGGGCUGAUGAAGGACCUAAGUGAAUUCAGCGUCAUCGUGGGCAAUGGGGAGAUCAAGCUGCCAGUGGAAAUAAGUGGAGCCAUUGAGGAGGAAUUCACAGUGGCUCGACUCUAUAUCAGUAAGAUCAAGUCAGAAGUCAAGUCUGUGGUUAAACGGUGCCGGCAACUGGAGAAUCUGCAGGUUGAAUGUCACCGAAAAAUGGAGGUGACUGGGCGAGAACUUUCUUCCUGUCAACUGCUCAUUUCCCAGCAUGAGGCCAAGAUCCGCUCCCUGACUGAGUAUAUGCAGAGUGUGGAGUUGAAGAAGAGGCACCUCGAAGAGUCCUAUGAUGCCCUGAGUGAUGAGCUUGCUAAAUUACAGGCUCAGGAAACUGUGAAUGAAGUAGCCUUGAAGGACAAGGAACCAGACACACAGGAUGCUGAUGAGGUGAAGAAGGCACUGGAACUGCAGAUGGAGAACCAUCGUGAAGCCCAUCAUCGGCAGCUGGCCCGGCUUCGGGAUGAGAUCAAUGAGAAGCAGAAAAUCAUUGAUGAGCUUAAAGACCUAAAUCAGAAGCUUCAGCUGGAGUUAGAAAAACUGCAGGCUGACUACGAAAAGCUAAAAAGUGAGGAGCAUGAGAAGAGCAUUAAACUACAGGAGCUGACAUUUCUCUAUGAGCGACACGAGCAGUCCAAGCAGGACCUCAAAGGGCUGGAGGAGACUGUUGCCCGGGAACUCCAGACCCUCCACAACCUUCGCAAGCUGUUCGUUCAAGACGUCACGACUCGAGUCAAGAAAAGUGCAGAAAUGGAACCCGAGGACAGUGGGGGGAUUCACUCCCAGAAACAGAAGAUUUCCUUUCUUGAGAACAACCUGGAACAGCUUACAAAGGUUCACAAACAGCUGGUUCGUGACAAUGCAGAUCUGCGCUGCGAGCUUCCUAAGCUGGAGAAACGACUUCGGGCUACGGCUGAGAGAGUUAAGGCCCUGGAGGGCGCACUGAAGGAAGCCAAGGAAGGCGCCAUGAAAGAUAAGCGUAGAUACCAGCAGGAGGUAGACAGAAUCAAGGAAGCUGUGCGCUACAAGAAUGCUGGCAAGCGAAACCACUCUGCGCAGAUUGCCAAACCAGUCCGGCCUGGCCACUACCCAGUGUCUUCACCCACCAAUCCCUAUGGCACCAGGAGCCCUGAAUGCAUCAGCUACACAAACAAUCUCUUCCAGAAUUACCAGAACCUGUACCUGCAGGCUGCACCUAGUGCUACUUCUGACAUGUACUUUGGCAACUCCUUUGCCAGCAGUGCAACCUCUUCCUCCAGUGGCAAUCUGGCUUCCUACCAGAAGCUAAACAUGGAUAAUGGAAAUGCCACAGACAUCAAUGAUAAUAGGAGUGACCUGCCCUGUGGCUGUGAAGCUGAUGACCAGGCUAAGCUUUUCCCCCUUCAUCAAGAGACAGCAGCCAGCUAAUCCUCCCCCGUGAACUGAUGGAUAUCUGCACUUUGAGGUAACUUUAGGUGUCUAACAGAGACUAGCUUCAUUUUGCCUCCCUUUAUUUCUUCACCAUCUAACUCCCCACUUCUCUCAAGCUCCAGACAGUUUGCUUUUCCUUAAGCAGAUUUCUGCCUGCCCCUCUCAAAUACUGGAUCUAUGCUGCCUUGCCUUGACACUCAUUCCCUUAACCUGAAUCUGUGUUCUGCCUGGUGUGGCCUGCUCUUACCACAAUACUAGCUCUUAGUCACUAGGGGUCACUGGUACAUGCCCAAAGAAAGAAUGCAGCUAGGAAGCUGGGCAGGGAGGAGACUGAGAUUUUGAAGGAGGGAGGAACAGCCAACAGAAUUCAAAGGCUGGAAAAGAUGUCAAGAGACCAUAUCAUUCCUCAUUCCAUCAGACACCUCAAUUAUUUUAGAAAGAUCAUAUGUAUCCUGAUCGAAGAAGUCUUCAGGAAAAAUCUUCCCUGACACCUUGUUUUCCAACCUCCUAAUUUUUGUUUUCAACCAAUAUUUAUGAUAAAUGCCAUCUCUGGGCUCCUAUUCCACUGACUGGAAAGAAAGCCUGAUGACCAGACUGUCUUUUUUUCCUCAUAAGGGGUAACCAGAAUAGUUUCGAAGCAUUUAAUGCAAACCUUCUCUAUGGGGCUGUUCUACAGCCUAAAGGUCAUUCCUUCCACUUUUGAACUGGGAGGGAAUGGAAGACCAAGGCUAAUGCCCCUUCCUCUCACUUUGUAAUCAGAGUGGAUGGGGGACAGGGGACAGGAAACAACACUUCACCUUUGUAGAGGAUACCUGUCUUGAGCUUUCUGAUUCCUAGCUACAUCUUUACAUGUCUUCUCCAUCAUCACUCUCCUGGAUCUCUUCUUCAUGGUCUCCCUCAGAUUUAGAACUCAACAUAAGGCUACUAUCAGACUCACUAUUUUAGAUCCCUGGGGAUCAUUAACAGAGAAGACAUUGGUAGACUUUUGAUUAAAUUUACAAUAAACAUUUGACAUGCCUAAUACACAAAAGGCACCGAAAUAGGUACUGGGGACAGAAAGAUGAAAGUAUUCUAUCAAGGAAAUUUGCAUUCUUGGCCUAGCCAAGAAAGAGCUCAGCCAGAAAGUUACCCAUGAUGAGCCACCCCAGUCUUAUACAAAAUAUGAGAAAGACAGAAAAAACUGAAAAGGAGAUGCUGGGGGAUUUAGGGGUGAACAGUAGGGAGUGAUGAGAGAAAAAGAGGGUGGGAAUUGGUGGAGUUUAUGUAUAUUGGUAUUAUGCCAAAAAUCUGUGAAAUUGGUGUACCUAUUCCUUUUUUGAAUCAAAAAACUCAAUUGCUUUUUAUGGCUGGGCUGCAGAGUGAUCCCACUUUCUUUUUCUUCCCCAGUUUCUAAGAGGGAUUGAGGCCUCUCCUCUGAGCAUGCUGCAAACCUGUGGUCUCUGAUACUAACCCCUUCCCCCAAUCCUUGUUGUUCAACUGUAUCAUGUUUGAUGUCUUUCUCUUGUUCUCUGUAUAUCUCUGUGUACUGUAUAUCAAAACUGCUGCUAUGUCUUUUUUUUCCAUUGUCUUACUCUAGAAGGUAUCUAAUAAUGUAUCUAUCAACUUUUUUAUGCAUAGCCUACCCCACUCACUUGGGAUAGUAAGGAGGAAGGUGAAGGUUUCUUCUCUCAUGUAUGUCUUUCACAUUGAGUGGUAUUAAUCACUGAGUUGGGGUCACUGGUAAAGGGGUCAAAUGGUAAGAAGGAACAAAGGAAGCUAGAGGCCCUUGGCCUUUCUUAGUUAAAAACAAAAACAAAGCCUUAAAUUGAAGAAUGUUUUGGCUUUAUAAAUCACACAAACACUCCCUUUCCACAUAGAUUUGUUGAGUAGGAAUGGCUGAGGAUUCCAGAUAUUUACCUCUGUCCUCCAAAAUCUGUCUCUUUCCCUCAUAUUAUUCUCUGGGCACUAUAAACAUGGGUGGCUGAAAUCACUGUCUCCUCUUUCACUUCUGCCCUUUGUACAUGCUACCCCAUGGUUUAUGCCCCAAAUUCCCAGAGCAACACUGUAGUGAUGGAGGAGCAAGGGACUCAGUCCCCUCAAUCUUUCUUCACAGAAUCUGGCAAAUAACUGCUUGUCUUUUUAAACCAGAGUGGAGAGAGAACAGACAGAUGGUAGUUGGCACUGUCUGUCUUCUUGAAUUUCUCCCAGGGUAAUUCCACAAACAGGCAGGGAAAUUUCUUGCACCUAUUUUUGCAACACCAACCUCAAGGUUUGGAGGAAGUGAGCUGGACCCCUUUCUCUUUGUUCCAUAUUAUGCUGCCUUAUGCUCUCACCUCUCCCCCAACUGCCCUUCUUGGUUUGGGGUAAGAAUAACUUUCUCUAGAUUUAUUCCUCUGAAGCUGGAGGCAACAAUCUCUCCAAAUGUACAAUUGUUUCUUCAGCAAAAUGUUUCUUCUUCAAAUGUUUCUUCAGGAAGAAUCCUUUUCAAAGAGUGCACUUUAAGGAAGGGCAGAGGAGAAAAUCUGAAGGAAGUAGAGCUUGAAGGUUUGAUAUCUGGAAGUUUCAACUAUACCCUUCCUUAGCCCAAAAAGCAACUGCUACUGGGUGUAGGAAAGGGUCAUAUUCUGGUUUGGUUUCAGGCUAGCUCUUUCUUCCAUCCAGCUCUGCCUAUGUGCAAGUAAUGUUAUAGUUAAGUGCAAGACUGGAGGACUUAGACCACUGACUAGAAAGAAAGCCUGAUGACCAGAUUUCCCUUUUUUCUCACAGAAGUAAUUAGAAUGGUCUAGAAGCAUGUAAAUGCAAACCUUAUCUACAGUCUAAGAGCCCUUCUUCAAUUUCUGAACAGUUAAGGCUUAGGGAGGAAUCCAAGAAAGAAAAUCAGAGACUAUCUGUCCAACAGACAGGAUAAAGAUAAGCCACUUAAGACUGUCUGAGGCAUAAGUCCAGGACAGAAAUGAUAACUCACCUUUCUCAAACAAAACAAUCACAUCCCUGCUUCUUACAGUCAAUCAACUAGGAGAAUGUAGAACUUGCCCCCCCCUUCAUACAAACACACAUCCUUGGAGCCAAAAGGGAAAAAAUGGGAAGGGGGAAGAGGGAGUAUAGCCAUACCUCCUAAGGUUAUAGAAUUAAGCAGAAUUGGAGCUUAGGGCAGACCUGAUAGAGCCUAAAAGUACCAGACAGAUAACAUUGAAGGAGAUCAGACACUAAAGGGCUGGAUGCCGAACUUGGCCCCAGAGGCCCCGAGUCCAGUAAGUCUUAUGGAAUAGUGCCAUUUAAUUAUUCUCUGUAGGAGCAGAUGAGUUGUGAAGGCACAGGGUGGGGGGGGGGAAGGGCUGGGAAUGUAUCCCUCACUCAUUAGACACACGCAAGCACGAACGCAACAGACAACCAACCAAUCCUUCCAUGAAGGCCUCACCUGCAUCCCCCUCCCCUAACCCUCCCCUGCCAGGUCCCUACCACUUGGCUGACGCCAACCCCCCUCCCCCCCAUCUGCCAAACGUUGCAUGUCGGAGUGGAAGAAAACACACCGCAAAUCCCAGUGUCUAUUACAGUGCGAGCGGAUCUCUUUACGAAUAAAAGGAAACGUUAACCUGG